Odontomachus brunneus is the source of this 6370-nucleotide messenger RNA. Its product is annotated as hemicentin-2-like. The transcript has 12 exons. Gene Ontology annotation, molecular function: protein binding. The coding region runs from base 2287 to 5034 and encodes 915 amino acids. Lineage: Eukaryota; Metazoa; Arthropoda; Insecta; Hymenoptera; Formicidae. The record is from RefSeq and is a predicted model, not a curated record.
GUCAGGACUCGAUGUGGCUUCGUCGCAAGGGAGGUUUAUCGGCGCGCAUCUCGAUGACAAACUGCGCGCACGGGUGAUCCAUGAAUCAAAGUUGCCGCGAAAUCGCGCGGGCUUGUCGCGUACGGGUCGCCCGGUCGAUCGCCUCGACGUGCUCCGCAAGUGCCGGCCGAUGACCCGGGAGCUUGGACUUUUGGAAAACGCGUCCUCGCGAUAGGGAGCGUCCCUUCCGUUCCUCAGUGUUCAGGUGCGCGCGAUCGUCGAAAUAUUAUCGGAAUUCACUCGGCAAGAGUGCGUGCCACGCACGUGACUCGCGACUCUUCGCACCGACCGCGUUGUCGCUCGUGCGUCAAUCCCGGGGGUGUACAGGAUCUGCGACUUGCAGACGCGCGUCGAGAGAGCGAUUCACGAGUCGUGAACGCACGUGUUCUCCAUCCGUCCCCUGACUGCGCGCGCGAAAUCCCUGGUGACACGCGUGUGAGAAAAAAUCGCCCGCGGAUCGGUCGCGUUUCGUGUGUACCGAGUAAAUUCCGUGUCGGGUGUCUGCACAGCAGCGUGUUCGCUUCAACAGCUAUACGCUGGCGGCGGUCGGGACUGUUGGUUGUGCUUGAAUCGAUACAGCAUCGACUGCAGUAUCGCGAUUAACUUUGCCCGUUGAUACACCUGCGGUUCAUUGCUCUGUUCUCGGCUGAUGUUCGGCUAGAUCGACACACGGGGGCACAGCGUAACGGAAAGUACACUCACAGUGCUGCGUGAUGACCCAAACGAUGACUUUCGUUUCGUGAGUCACCGGUGCCACGAAAUUUCUGACCUGUGAGUGAUCGCCGGUAGCCGGCGAGACGAAGAGAACAUCGCUGUCAGCGAGCCAGUCAGCUUAGCCCGACAGAAGCCGCUGCUUUAUUCCACUCGAUCACCCACGCGCGUGGUUUAGGGGAAAUCGAGGGCGAUCUGUGACGACGAUUCGAAUGAUUUUCGCGAUUUAGAGUCUGCUUAUUUUCAAGAGCCGCGCCGCGCGUCCCAUUGAUCGGGCGUCGCGGAGGAAGAGGCAUUUGACGGUCGUCGGAAACGGACGCGCCCUGUAAAUUCUCCAGAGUGCUCCGGAAACAUAUCGAACUCGUAAGUCGGUUGCGCGAGCGCACUCAGUGGACGCAUAGCGCGGAUUUUCGACGGAAAUCCCAAAGCGCGCCGAAUCCGCUUUGCAUGUUCGCUCGCAUUCUGACGGACAUUUCAUUUCAUUUCGCGGUGGUUCACCGCGAUCGAAUGCAUUAGUAGGAACUGCGACAGGCGCCGAGACAGAAGCGCACUCGGAAUCCGAAGAUCCACCCUCGAGAGGAGACCGCCGCCGCCGCCGCCACUGUCGGGUGCUGCAACACCCUCCCCCGUUACGGACAAUAAAACUACAAUCGCCACUCAGAGGGCUGUCAGCGAAAGCUUUGCUCCGCUACGGAUCCGUUUAUCCGCGCAAAUCCAGCGAUCAUCUGCUCGCCCAACAUACCCGUGAAAUCCUAUGGCAGCAACAAAUUUACCUAACGGGGCACGCAUCGAUCACGGAAUAGGAGGAAGGAUAACAAACGGCGUCAACGGCCCGGAGCGAAUAAAGUUUCAACUGCUCAUAACCUCCGUUUAAAGAAUUAUAUCCAUCGGUAUUCAGCGGAAAAAUUUUAUCGGGGGAGAGUGAAAGAGAGACAGAUAGAGAGAGAACGUGACAGAAGGAGAAUAUCAUCGGGAAAAUCGGAAAAUCUAGCGGAAAAACGACUGCACACUUGAAUCAUCGCGGAGAUCUUCAAAGGGCGAUCACCUUACACGAUGUGAGGAAGACAAAGAUCGCGCUUUAUAGAAUGGCAACGCCGAGUGGCGAUAGCACACGCUAUCGUUAGGAGUCUCGCGUUUCGUUCUUGAGAGACGCCUGGAAAUACAAAUAGCUGGCGUUUUAUUAAACGAAGAUAGGUAGGUGAGCGACGAGACGAAUAGGGGACGCGGCCACGCAUCGUUCGUGUUGCUUCGCGGUGAACAGCAACGACAACAGCAGCAGCAACAACGACGACGACGGCGGCGAAGAGAAGCGGACGAUGUGGACGGCGGCGCGAUGCAGCAGCAACAACACCGGCAGCAGCACCAGCAGCAGCAGCAGCAGCAACGACAACGGCGAGAGCGGCAGCGACGUUGGGGGUUGCAAUUAGUGUCGGCUCGCAACGGCCGCGCGACUACGUAACGACUGAAGAGGGGUGCGAGCAGGGUCGGCCGUUAGGGGGUCGAGGGUGUGUGCAGUGCGCGUGAAAGGGGGACAAAAUGUGGUGGAGGUGGCGGUGGAGUGUCGUGACGACGACGACGACGAUGGUGCUGGUCUUGGCAGCCGCCGCGGCGUACUCGCCGUCGGUGGAACUAUCGGAUCUGGAUAAGCCGAUACCGACCGUUACUAUUGACGGCGUAGUCGGGAACAAGGCGCAGCUCCCUUGCGAUAUUCGUUCCGCCGAGAAUGACGAAGUCAGCAUGGUACUUUGGUACAAGGAAGGCGGGAAUGAACCGAUUUACAGCUUUGACGUUCGCGGCCGCCGGCAGUUCAGCAACGCCCAUCUCUGGUCGUCGCCCAAGGCAUUGGGACCAAGAGCUUUUUUUAUCACGGUGACGAAUCCAGCGCACCUCAGCAUCGAUCGGCUGGAGAGCAAGGACGAGGGGAUCUAUCGGUGCCGGGUGGACUUUAGAAACUCGCCGACGCGGAAACAAAAGAUGAACUUAACCGUUAUAGUGCCUCCAUCGAAGCCGAUAAUAUUGGAUGGGGAGACGAGGAACGUUUGGAGCAUCGAGAAACCGUACAACGAGGGGAGCGACGUGAACCUGAUUUGCGAGGUUCGAGGUGGCAAGCCACCCCCGAAGCUGACGUGGUACCUCGACAACAACGUGAUAGACGAGUCCUAUCACUACAACGCCGAGACCGGGGUAACGGUUAACCACUUGGCGUAUCCUAAAAUUGGGCGACAGCAUCACAAGGCGAGACUAAUCUGCCAAGCGAGCAACACGAACCUGGUGCCACCGCAAACCAAACUGCUCAUCCUCGACGUGAAUCUAAAGCCAUUGGUAGUUCAAAUCCUGACGAAGGAAGCGCGAGUCUCAGCCGACAAAAAUUACGACGUGGAAUGUCGUACGAGUGGCUCACGGCCGGAGGCAAUGAUCACGUGGUGGAAAGCAAACAAGCCGAUCAAGAAGAUGGUUCAAACCUAUGCGCGCGAGAACAAUGAGAACAAUCAGAGCCUGAGUAUCCUGAGCUUCGUGCCAACUAUAGAGGACGACGGUAAAUAUUUGACGUGCCGCGUGGAAAAUCCCGCUAUACCCGACAGCGCGUUGGAGGAUAAGUGGCGGCUCGACGUGCAAUACCAGCCGGUGGUCAACUUGAGGAUGGGCGAAACUCUGAAUCCGGACGAUAUCAAGGAGGGCGACGACGUGUACUUCGAGUGCAAAGUGAGAGCGAAUCCGAAGGUGUACAAGCUCGCUUGGUUCAAAGAUGGCAAAGAACUGAAGAACAACGCCACUGCAGGUGUGGUCCUCAGCGAUCAUUCGCUGGUCCUGCAAGGUUUGACCCGUUACUCCGCCGGCGACUACACCUGUCUCGCGGCGAACAGCGAGGGGAAGACCGCCAGUAAUCCCGUAUCUCUUCAGAUAAUGUAUACGCCGGUGUGUAAGGAGGGCAGAAGCGAAGUGGUGGUUGGCGCUUUGAAACAGGAAACCGUGUCGUUAGUGUGUUCCGUAGAGAGCCAUCCGGCUCCAUUGACUUUCCAUUGGACAUUCAAUAAUUCCGGCGAGCUGAUGGAGGUACCGCACUCGCGUUAUUCCCACGCAUCGGCGCCCGGCACACCGUCCGUCGCAGACAGUUUGAAAGAGUACCAACAGUUUCACGGAUCCAGACUCAACUAUACGCCAGCUACGGAAAUGGAUUACGGUACGGUGGCAUGCUGGGCGAGCAACCAGGUUGGCAAGCAACGAACACCCUGCCUCUUUCAGGUCAUAGCCGCGGGUCGUCCGUACGCUCUUCACAAUUGCAGCGCCACGGAGAUGUCGGCGCCUCUGGACAUGGAAGAACUCAGUACCAAGUCAGGGACGGGACUGAUGGUCCGAUGCCUGGAGGGUUACGACGGAGGUCUUCCGAUAUACAGUUAUCAGCUUGAGGUCGUGGCCGACGAGGAGGGAGGUCCGAUUCUGCUAAAUAAAACUCAACCGGCGAGUCCUAACGGGCCGACCUUCGAGGUCGCGGGUUUAACCACGGGCAGGAGCUAUCGACUCUUUCUCUACGCGAUUAAUGCAAAAGGGAGAAGCGAGCCUGCCAUUCUGGAGCCGGUAACCCUAAAAGGUGUCGCCAUGUAUACGACCGGCAACACCAACGCAUCGAUGCUGAAUCCGUUGUUGCUGGGCUUGGCAGCCACGGCGACCCUUUUGGUCCUGGCCGUAGCUGUAAUCGUAGUGGCGCUCUGCCGGAAGCACUUCACCGGCCGACCCGGGAGUCCAAAGCACGCUCCCAUCGUGUGCGAGCCGCCUAAUGCAGGUGCAACCACCCCGGUGCACCCUCAGACCAAGCAGGCGGUCGAUGACAUCGAUCCGGACAUCAUACCCAACGAGUAUGAGAGAAGACCCCUAACGUACACUCCCGUCUACAAGACACCGCCACAACGACGGAAGAAAGACCGAGCCACCGACGAAGAUGCCUCGCCGGAAAAAAGGCCAAUCGUUCAGCACGGUCUAGAUUUGCCCCCGGAUCCAAUGCUAACUGACUGCCUGCCAACGCCUACUUUAAAUUACCCGCAGAAUCACGUGUCUAAACAGAGCACUUAUAAUCAUCCGCCCACGAUGGCAGAUUUCAAGCAGAUGGCGAUGGACGCGUACAAUCAGCGUAACAACCAAAACAUAUAUUAUAGCCUUCAAAGGACGAGCAAAGGGCUUUCGUCGAUGCCGCAAAGGCCCGUCUCGUCGUCGGUCUCCGCGCAAGGCAAAUUCCAUCAGCCGGAAGUGGUGACACGCUCGAAUCGGAUACAAGAGAGUUGUAUAUAAGUUCGAAGGGACUCCCCGCGGGAUCAACCUCGUGAGCUUCUGAGACGCCAUCGCCGCCGGCGAUUAUAUUUGCACGCGUAAAUGUAACGAGCGCGCGGAUGGUGAGGAGCGUUGCAGAGAGAGAGAGAGAGAGAGAGAGAGAGAGAAGGAAAGAGAGAGAGAGAGAAAGACCCGUGGAUCCCUGAGACGCGAUCGCGAGGUCUAACGCGGCAUCUUCCCAAUAGUUGUAUGCGAGAAAGAGAGAGUAAGAGAGAGAGAGAGAGAGAGAGAGAGAGAGAGAGAGAGAGAGAGAGAAAGUAUGUAUGUAUUUGUUUGAGAGGAAAAGAGAGAUAUACUUAACGUUUACUGUACAAAACUGUAGAGGCUGGUUGGGUGUUCCGGAUCGUAUUGACGGGAACGCGGUCUCUCCUCGAUAUUACAUUAAAUCGAUAUCGUCGCUACCGGAGGUGGCUAUGUUUUCGUACAUAAUUUUGCAGGAGAGACGAGAUAAACGACGUUAGCGCAAGUCUUAGAGAAGAAGCCCCGUACACGUCCGGAAAUAUUUCUUUACUGACAUUACUGAGAUAUAAGCGGUAUAUCGUACGUACAAAAGAGUCUAACCCCUAAGUAGUUAAUGUCAAUAACGAGAGAGAUGAGGCUGGGUCGAAGCGUAUGGGCUAAGGGAUAUCUCCGACGGCGCUUUAUACUUUAUUCAUACUCCCGAUUUCGCGAGAGUCGCGCGCAGGAUAUCUUUUUAUAUGGACCUCACGUGAAAAUUCUUUUGGAACUUUUACAAUCUACAAACUAUCUUCGAGUCGGCCUCGCAGUCUCCUGCGAGGAAAUAUGGUUAGAAAAGAAAUGGAGAUGGGGUGGGGAGAGGAGAAGAAGAGGAAUGUGUGUGUAUGUAUGUGUGUGUAUGUAUGUAUAUGAGUUUGCGAACGUAGCUUAUCCAGCCUUAUCCUCGAAAUACUAACGAUAUUAAUGUGAUCGUAUUCGAAGCUCACCACUGCUCAUGUUUUUCGUACGCAAAAUUUUUUAUAACGACCCGAAAGAGAAAAAGCGUAUUCGUUCGAGAGACUUUUCGCCGAAACCCGAGAAAGAUCCUCUCUUUAAGGAGCGACGUCUUCGUUCCCGAUCAUCGACGCGGCACACGGACGUGGGUUUUACUGUUUAUAUAUGAAACUAGUUUUUGUACAAAGAUCUAUUGUAAAUAGACACGAGCCUGGUCCUAGAGUUAUAGUCACUACUGUCCGAAUUUCAAUCCGUUACACGUUAAGAUAUGUCCGAUCGCGUAAGAUAAAACUCGAUGGCAUACGAAUACGAAUAAAGAGAAUACGUUUCAUCUGUUUUACACAAA